Molecule: messenger RNA, 846 nt
Organism: Eriocheir sinensis (Chinese mitten crab)
Lineage: Eukaryota; Metazoa; Arthropoda; Malacostraca; Decapoda; Varunidae
Product: cuticle protein AM1159-like
Exons: 3
Coding region: 45-587 (180 amino acids)
Cellular component (GO): chitin-based extracellular matrix
Molecular function (GO): structural constituent of chitin-based larval cuticle
Source: RefSeq, a predicted model, not a curated record
AUCGAUCCGCCCCUCACUCCCUCCCCGGACGCGUGACAGAAAGCAUGAUCUCGAAGGCGCUGCUGUGUAUCCUGGUGGGCGUGGUCACCGCCGCUAAGCUGCCCAGCACCCCGCGGCGAGGCAUCGGCCGCCCGCAGCAAGGCAGCUUCGGGAGCCACUUCGCCCAGCACGGCGGGGGAGGCUUCGGUGGGCAGGACAGGUACAGACCCACGCCGGGGCCCUUCAUCCCCAUCCUGGUGGACGAGCGGGACGGCCCCCACGCGGACGGCACCUACAGCUUCAACUUCGAGACGGGCAACGGCAUCACGCGGCAUGAGCAGGGUUACCCGCAGGGUCCAGAGGGCGCCGUGGUGUCCCAGGGCGGCUGGUCCUUCACCUUCCCCGACGGCACACCUGCUGUCUUCUCCUUCGUGGCGGACGAGAACGGGUACCGCGUCGAGUCCCCGCUGCUUCCCACGCCGCCGCCGCUCCCCGCCCACGCCAUCGCCCAGAUCGAGUUCGCCCGCCAGCAGCGAGCACAGGGAGUCUCCUAUGACGGCCAAAGGGGAAGUUCAGGGGGCUUCGGAGGCUCACGAAGACCCUACUAAACGUGACGCCCCGCACCGCCCCACCCCGCCCCUUGACCCCCCGCAUGACGCCAGGCGCGCCACGACAGAACCGCCCCCGCCCCUCCCUCUCACGUAUACGCUUGUUAGGCUAAGGCUCCCCCCCACCCAGCAUGUCCAAUAAAACAGUGACCAGGCGUGUUGUUUGCCUCUAAAACCAUCGACUUUCAUUCCUCCCUCUCAUGAAGCUGAUCUAAUACCCCAAACUUGACUCCCUGCUUCUACUCAUCCCUCCCUCAUA